Batrachochytrium dendrobatidis JAM81 is the source of this 678-nucleotide messenger RNA. RefSeq lists its product as uncharacterized. Gene Ontology annotation, molecular function: calcium ion binding. The record is from RefSeq and is a predicted model, not a curated record. Bases 1 to 678 code for a protein of 225 amino acids. Lineage: Eukaryota; Fungi; Chytridiomycota; Chytridiomycetes; Rhizophydiales. The transcript is spliced from 5 exons.
AUGGCAGCUACUCGAACCUCGAUGGAAGAUUUGCUAAAAACAACAAACUUUAGUCGCGCAGAAAUUGAUAUUCUUGGGCGAAGUUUCACGCUUACCGCGCAGACUAGUGACAAGAUAGAUCGCUCAAGAUUCCGUGAUAUGCUUGCAGACACUUUUGGUGUAGACGACUCGCUCAUUAUGGACAGAGUUUUUCGAUGUUUUGAUCAAGAUGCUGAUAACUAUAUUAGUUUUGAUGAAUACAUAAAGGGAAUGUCUGUUUUCCUCAAUGGUCGUUACGAGGAGAGGCUUAAAUUCUGUUUUCGGGUUUAUGAUCUCAAUGGCGACAGAUAUAUAUCCAAAGAAGAAAUGUUUCAGAUGCUUAAAAACUGUCUUGUCAAAGGUGCAGUAGAAGAGGACGAAGACGGAGUCAAAGAUCUUGUUGAUUUGGUACUAAAGAAGCUAGAUGAGGACAGAGACGGUCGUGUAAGCGAGGCAGAUUGGGCUGGUGCCAUUGCAAAAGAAACUCUGCUGAUGGAAGCAUUUGGACACUGUCUUCCAGAUGCCAAGGCUGUUAAGCAGUACCUCAAUCCAUCUCCAAACAACUUUUCCAAAAAAGGAAUACUUGGGUCUGCAGUUUCAGACAGCAUGAAUAGACCUGUGCCUUCAAAAUCAUCGGGAGCACGUCGUAUUCCUGCAUGA